CCAACGGUCAGCAUUGCAUUGCUCGAGUUCUUUUAAUUCGCUUCUCCUUCUAAGUACGGUUGUUCUACCUAGUAGCAGCAGCAGGUGUAGGAGUAGGUCAGCUUCACGACCAAGAGCACAGAUCUUUCACCAGGAACUCGUUGUUCUGCUUCUGUUACUCUCAAUCUCUUUGUCUCAGUAGUUCCCUCGUGUGCUCGACACAACUCAAGCAACGACCAGAAGAUGGCUCCCGCUGUUUCCACCAUGCUGUCCCGCAGUAAGCGAGGCUUGUUUUCUGCAGCGUUGCUCGCCGGAGCGACCACAGCUGCUCCGGUCAAGAAAAUGACGGCGGUGAUCAAAAUUCUGGAGGACAUGCGGGACGAGAUCGAACACGACCAAGCCGAGGACGAAAAAUCGUAUAGAAUUUAUUGUCCUCGUGGUCCCGUCGGUCAUGUGCGGAGCUCCUUCCUGGUGCAAAAACAAAAAGUUCAAGUUGUACAAAACUCUGAAGCCGAAUUCGAUUGAUUUUGUUGCUGACACGCAGCAAAUACAUAGUUGAAUAAUUAUGGCUUCUCGAGCGCCACAUGAAACAAACGACCUAGGUACGCCAAGAUGGAGUGUUGGUGCAAGAAGAACGACAUGACCUUGUCGGAAGCCCAGGCCGCGGCGCAGGCGGAGUUGGAGCGGUUGCGCGCGAGCGUGACGGCCAACACGGCCGAGGCCGCGGCGCUGGCGACCGAGUUGGAGGGAAUGGAAAAGGAGCUGAAGCAGGCGCGCGAGUCGCUGGACGAGCUGAUCACGAUGAACACGAAGCAGGUCGAGGAAUAUCCAGGAAAAAACACCCAUCCACAUCCAAUUUGUGACGCAAAACACAUAUCGAUAUCAAAUCACUUCGUGUGUUUGUAAUGCAAAAAAUGGAUGUGGAUUGGUUUUUUUCUGUGCAUAAGGAAGAUGGGAAGACCGUAGCCGAGUACACGGAGUCCAUUACCGCCCUCGCCAACGCCCUCACCGUUAUCCACAGUAAAUUGCCCGUACACGUACCAAUGCAGUCCCAGUCUCUGCAUGACAAAACUUGCCUUCAAUCCUAGUCUAGCAUGACAAGUUGGACACUGCAAGUUAGCGAAAUUUGUCAUGCAUUUUGUACAUGUGCGGGAAAUUUACAUUGCAUAUCCGUUCUGAACAAGCACCAGCCGGGGCUGACGCAGAAAAAGGUGGUCUUGGAGCUGCGCAAGCACGUGUCGGCGCACAGCGACAUGCUGGACGCGCUGCUCGAGCCCAGCCAGCGCCGGGAGCUGAACGCCUUCCUGCAACAGGACACCCGGCAGAACCAGAAGCAGAACCCGACCAGCCCGGCCUACUCCAGCCAGUCCGGGCAGAUUUUCGGGAUCCUCGCCCAGAUGAAGGAGGAAUUCGAGUCUGAUUUGGCCACCCUGAAGGAGAAGGUGGCCUCAGACAAGGUCACCUACAACAAGCUGAAAAAAUCCAAGGAGGAGGGCAUCGCCGACCUGGAGAAGGGCAUCACCUCGAAAACCAGCCGCAAGGCGGACGCCAAGCAGGAGGCGGCCGACGCCAAGCAGCAGAUCGCGGACAUCGAAAAGACGAUGGCAGCCGAUCUGGAAUUUCUCGCGGAGGUGAAAAAAGUGUGUCCGAAAUCCUCCGAAGAGUUUGCGAAGCGCACGGAGGACCGACACAUGGAGUCGCAGGCUAUCGACAAGGCGGUCGAGAUUCUGGGCAGCGACGAGAACCGCGACUUGUUCGACAAAACCGUGGAAAAGGCGCCGGCGCUCGCCUUUCUGCAGACGGGCAUGAUGAAAAAUUCCAAGGAGGUGGCGAGCAAAGUGGUGCAGAAUCUGGUAUUUCCAUGUAUGAACAAACACAUAGACGUGGAUUUGAGAUUCUUCCAAAUUUCUUACGCUGAACAAUGAAAUACAAAUACGAAUAAAUUGAAAUAGAAAUAAACGCAAACUUCAUUCGCUCACGACUCCAACAAAAACGGAUUCAUUCGUACAAUAAAAAGUUUUUUUUUGCAAAAAAAAAUCUGAACAAGCACAGGCCCGGCUUCCUGGCGCGUCGGUGAGCAAGACGGCUCUUAACUUGUUGUCGCAGCAGAUCAAGCUGGCACCGUUCACCCGGGUUGUGGAAGCGAUCAAAACGAUGAUUUCUGAGAUCAAGGAGAAGAAGGAAGUGGAGACGGAGCAGAAGGUAUGAAAGCCUCAGGUUGGAACUCCUCAAAGUGGAAAUGAUUUGUAAUGCAAAAAAACGACUCUAGUUGAAGCGCCAUUUGUAGUCGGCGCAUGACAAAUUUCCCGGGCACUCAAAACGUGUCUGUAAUGCUACUUAGGCAAAGGGGUGCCCUUCUGUCGUGGUAAUCAGCAGUCCAAUUCUUCACCCCUAGCAGGACAAUAGUCGGCCUCCAUUGUGUCCUCUGCAAUACAGUCUUUUUUGCCUUGCAUUUCAUGCAUCACAAAUUAUUUCCACUUUGAAGAUUUCCAUUCUGAGGCUUUCAUAGAAGGACGAGUGCGUGUCCAAGAUGAACGAGAAUGAAAUAUCCUGAGUAAAAACGUACCCACACCAGAGUCAGGAUGGGGAUUUUGCAACACAAACCUAGGAGUUUUGUGAGUCACGCUUGACAAGUUGCACUAUGCAGUGUAGUGCAGGUUAGCAAGUGCAGCCGCAUCACAAAUUUAUCUGCUCAUCCUGUUCACAGCAUCACAAAUUCCAAAACACGACUGGAAAUGGCUCUCAUGGGGAUGCGCAUUACAAGUCGCCCUGUCUUUGCAAAUCUGCAUUACAACUCUGGCGUGGGUACGUUUUUACUCAGGAUAUGAAAAGGAGACGGCCGCGGCGGAAAACGAGCUGUCCAAGUUCCGCGGGCAGCUGGAGAAGGCGGAAGCGGACCUGGCCGCAAAGAUGGACUCGCUGACGAAGACGGAAACCGCGAUCAAGGAGGCAGAAGAAUCCUUGGGGAAGUUGGAGGAGGACCGAAAAGAGGAAUUCGCCAUGUUCCAACAAAACCUCGCCGAUCAGUCCACCGCGGUGGAGUUGCUCGGGAAAGCGAUCGCGCAGCUGACCAUGGUCUACGAAAACCUGGCGAAGCCGACGUUCCUGCAAACGGGCUUGGUGGUUAAAAAGCAAGCGCCCGCUGCGGAGGCCGGCCCAAGCGCGGGUCUCACUCACACAGACGCGCCGGAAAUGGGUACCUACAAGAAGAACAACGCAGGAACGGGUACAGAUUUUUUCACCUUGUUGGACGUAGUUCUUUAUUAUCUGCGCACUUUCAUUAGUUUUUGUUUUAGUUUGUGUUUGAAGAUCGAUGCUGUGUUGUGACCACCAUCUCCAUCAUCCUUUUUUUUAUGCUUGUCCUUGUGCUAGGACGCAGGAACAGGAUUGAAGUGAGAUUUCUGCCCGGCUGAAGGUGACCACGAGUUUCGUUGCUUUAUUCAACUGAGGUGUCGUCGCGAUGCUGCAGGGCAUUCAGGACGAGGCACGCAAGACGAUCAAGGAGAUGCGGCUCCAGCAGGAGCAGGACCAGGCGGAUAUGCACUGCAAAAGCAUCGUACCCGUAUAAAUUGCAGGUAUGCAUGACAAAUGUGAUUUCCUACCCAAAUCUGCAUUACAAAUUCCAAUUUUCUUCCUGAUGAAAUUUGUCAUGCGAUUUAUACUAGUACGUGUACGAUACUUUUGCAAUGCAUAGCGGAUUUCCAGAAGCAACGCGACCUGCUUGUCGAGGUGAAGCAGUCCUCGGAACUGCAGCUCUCAACCUUGAAGUUCGAGAAGGCCUAUCACAGGAAAAAGUGCAGCUAUCUGUUUUGAAAACGGAACGGGAACUUGUGAUGCGAGAACUACGCAUUCCACCUCAAAGUACACACACUUACUCUCACACUCAAUAAAAUUCGUGUUGCUGAUGUUGCAGAUAUAUGUUGCAUGAUAGGCAAAACGUAAACGCAUGAUGCCUGACUGCAAUUCGUGAAGGAAAACGACGUCGACCAUAGGCACUUUUUUGGGUGAUGAGUCCGACCUGGACAAGACGAUCUCGCAGAAAAACCGGGACAUCAAUGACAAAGUGAGCGAAAUCGCAGGGCUGGUGGAAACCAUGAAGUCCUUUAAGGAGGAGUGCGACUUUUUGCUGAAGCACUUCGACGUGCGCCAGGAAGCUAUGACCACGGAGGUCGAGGCGCUGAACCAGGCCAUUGCCAUCCUGAAGGGUUCCGACGCCGGCGGUGAACUGCAAACCAUCUACGCAAACCCGACCUCGUUGUGAAAAUAUUUGAACCUGCUGAGUUUCCCUUUCCUGCUCUGUGCUUCCGCUGCCGCUCCUGAAGAUGUUUUAGCUGCAAAGGGAAGAUCAUUCCAUGUAAAAUGAAAAUUGAUUUGGAUGUUUCGUGCUGGUGUGAAUAUUGCUUUUUUUUCUUUUCCCUGGAGCUGCUUCUGCUUCGCUUCAAUUAGCGACGGAUGAUGCGCCGCAAUAAGACGGAGAUGAUGAUCGUGAUGCCUCAAGUUGAUCCUGAUGGCGAAAGGCGAUUUCGUAUUUUCCAAAGAGCACAACUCCAAAAACAGAACAACUCCGGAAGCAUGGCACUCGAAAAAAAAAAUCGGUGUGUGUUUUGUGACAUCACAUAUAAUAAGUAUGAGGGUGGCAGCUACUUGCUCAUGUUGUUCAUCGCCUU
Messenger RNA from Amoebophrya sp. A120, 4646 nucleotides. NCBI's taxonomy places the organism in Eukaryota, Dinophyceae, Syndiniales, Amoebophryaceae. The record is from the annotation of a GenBank genome assembly.